AAAAAAAGAAAGAAAAACUUAGCUGGAAAGGACGGACUGCCGGAAAGUAACUCAUGACACUACCACACUGCCACACUCCUGCACACUCUACUACGCAUAGUAAGGUUUAACGAAGAGCCGCGACAACUAUUAUUCCACGAACUUAAUUUGAUCUAGUUGAUUCAGUUAACCCAGUCCGGCGGGAAAUAGUCUGCGCGCUAGUCGAACAACCGAUCGCAUCACUUACGUCUGCACAUCAACCGAUAGUUGUCUACAGCUAUUUACCUCACAGGUAUCAGGUACAUCACACACACAAAUACAGACACAUACAUGCGAAGCGCAUAAACAAUUAGAAUGAGCGCCUCAACCGACCAAUCUCGGUUUUCGAAUCUUCGUUCUCAGGCUGAAAUCUUGGAUGGGGAGGAUGUACUUCGUCACUUAAGAGACGAAUUUCGAAUCCCCAGUAAAGCCGACGUCAAACGAACGACCCUCGAAGACCAGAGCCAGAAAGAAGAUCGUAAUAGUAACGAUCCCGAUCCCUCCCCAAUCCCAACCGAUGAAACGACGAGAUGUACAUACUUGUGCGGGAACUCCCUUGGAUUGCAACCCAAAAGAACGGCAACUCGCAUCAACCAGUAUCUCCAAACCUGGUCCACUCAAGGAGUCCAGGGCCACUUCAAGCCACUAAGCGACUCUCCUUUACCAACAUGGCUCGACGCUGACUCCCGAGCUGCCAAAUUGAUGUGCCCCAUCGUCGGAGCGAGUGAAUCGGAAGUGGCGGUCAUGCAGACCCUUACGGCGAAUUUGCAUUUAUUGAUGUCAGCUUUCUAUAAACCCGAUCCAAAUGGUAGACAUAAGAUUAUAUUGGAGAGCAAGGCCUUCCCGAGCGAUCAUUUCGCCGUACUGAGCCAAAUACGCCAUCAUGGCCUCGACCCAGCUACCUCCAUGGUGACCAUAGAGUCUCCUUACUCGGAGGAUUCUCUCAUCACCACCUACGAUAUCCAAUCCAUCAUCUCGAAGCAUGCGGCGGAUACCGCUCUAAUUCUGCUACCAGGUAUUCAGUACUAUACUGGUCAGCUGCUUGACAUCCCAACCAUCACCGCGUUCGCGCACAAGCACGACAUAUUCAUCAUUUGGGAUUUGGCGCACGCGGUGGGAAAUGUUCCACUCCACCUCAAUGAUUGGGAUGUAGAUGCCGCGGCUUGGUGUACGUACAAGUAUCUCAAUGGGGGACCGGGCUGCAUCGGAGGCAUGUUCAUAAAUUCACGUAAUAGCCUGGUUUCCACGACCAUAACCGAUGAACAACCCGAGAGGGGGUACGGAAAGAGACUUUCAGGCUGGUGGGGGAACGACAAGUCCACUCGCUUUCAAAUGGAAACCAAGUUCCAUCCGGUCAAAGGAGCAGCCGGAUUUCAAUUGAGUAACCCUAGCAUCCUCGAUAUUACGAGCCUGAGCGCGUCGCUUGAGGUUUUCGAACUCGCCGGCGGCGUGACAGCGCUCCGAGAGAAGUCCAAGAAGAUCACUGCCUUCCUUGAGCAGUCCCUCUCUGUCUUAUCGGAAGACGCUAAGAAGCUCUUCAGGAUCAUCACUCCAUCUGACCCAGACCAGCGCGGUGCUCAGCUAAGUCUACUACUAGCAGACAACCUCCUGGACCCGGUGAUGAAAGAGUUCGAGAAAGUCGGCAUCGUCGUAGACGAGAGAAAACCGAACGUUAUUCGAGUCGCCCCUGCGCCCUUGUAUAAUUCCUUCGCAGAAUGUGUCAUAUUUGCUGAGGGUUUCCAAGCGGCGCUUCUCGCGACACAGAAAUAGUUAACUAUACGUUAGUCCCAAUUGGUAUUAUAUCGGGAACUGUUUAUAUUAUUCGACCAUGUUGAGCUGGAUCUCAUUCUGUGAUUAAGGGGAAGAGACGCAGAUUAUUCGUAGGACAUGAUAUAGACCAGGAAGCGUAACGAUUCAAAUGAUGAUAUUCCAUUGUUUAUCUAAUAGAUAGAUUCAAUUUCUUGAACAGUGCAUCCUCAUUUUUUUUGGUCAGCAUUGAACCUGCUAAC
Annulohypoxylon maeteangense is the source of this 2027-nucleotide messenger RNA. RefSeq names its product kynureninase. The record is from RefSeq and is a predicted model, not a curated record. The coding region runs from base 334 to 1788 and encodes 484 amino acids. The transcript has 3 exons. Gene Ontology annotation, biological process: NAD+ biosynthetic process. Gene Ontology annotation, molecular function: pyridoxal phosphate binding; kynureninase activity. Gene Ontology annotation, cellular component: cytoplasm. NCBI's taxonomy places the organism in Eukaryota, Fungi, Ascomycota, Sordariomycetes, Xylariales, Hypoxylaceae.